UCCAGAAAUCACAUAGUGUUGGGUUUUGGGAGGACAGUCGCGUUGGAUAAUCGGGUUUAUUCCUGGCCACUCGGAAUGGACGGAUGUGUCUUCCUCUUUUUGAACCCCUCCAGGGUUUAACCAAUAACUUUGGGGAUGCUGAUCUGAAAGGACUAGUUUUGAUUUGAUUGAUGCGGAGUCUACAAGCACCAUCCGCGUAUGCAAACUACAACAGGUUAUGUGCCUCACCUGUACUAGAGGAGCGUUUUAUCACGUAGGUAUUGUAGGAGAAUGCACAGCUUGAUGCACAUACUCAGGUGGCUCUCUGCCUCUCUGUUGUAUAAAAUUCCACAGAGGAGCUUGCUGUUGAAAUAACAAAAGAAAAAAAUCGCACUCAGUAAAGGUCAAGGACACAAAACCAGUGUAGGCCCCACAGACCAUCUCAGAGCUCAACUGGACUGAGAAGCAAAACCUGAUCCACUGGCCACCAUGCCCAUCAUCAGCAAUGCCAACCGGGACUUCAGCAACCUCUCCGUCAGCACCGACAACAGCAGCCUCGAUCGCUUCUUUACAGAGAUCCCCGAGACCGAGACUGUCAAGGGGGUUUACUACAAGCGGGCCAAAUUCCUCCGGGAGCCAACAGAGGCCUCUGAGGAGAAGGUGGACCCUGCCCAGCUGGCCCUCAUCAACGUGGGGGGUGACCGCUAUGCCUUCCCCUGGUCCACCCUGGACGAGUUCCCCCUGACGCGACUGGGCCAGCUACGCUUCUGCCGCGGCCGCGACGACAUCUGCCGGCUGUGCGAUGACUUCGACGAGGCGCGCCACGAGUACUUCUUCGACCGCAGCUCGGCCGCCUUCCGCGUCAUCCUCAACUUCCUGGCGGCCGGCAAGCUGCGACUGCUGCGCGAGUCCUGUGCCGUCUCGCUGUGGGACGAGCUCAACUACUGGGGCGUGGACCCGGCGCAGAUGGAGCGCUGCUGCCGGCGACGCAUGAUGAGCGACGUGGACGAGGCGGCCGAGAGGAAGCGCAGGGACGAGGAGUGGCGGCAGCGACGACUGGACCUGCUACACCGCCCCCACCUGGAGGAAAGAGGGUACCGCAAGGUGAUGGGCAUGCUGAGAGACAUGGUGGAGAACCCCCAGUCGGGCUGGCUGGGCAAAGGCUUCGCCCUCUUCUCCAUCAUCAUGAUCGCCGUGACGGUCAUCAGCCUGUGCAUAAGCACCAUGCCGGACCUCAGGGAGGAGGAGAAAAGGGGCGAGUGUUCGCCAAAGUGUAAGCGCAUGUUCAUCGUGGAGACCAUCUGCGUGGUCUGGUUCUCCCUGGAGUUCGUGCUGCGCUUCAUCCAGGCCGACAGCAAGCUGGCCUUCGCCCGGAGCCCCCUCAACAUCAUCGACGCCGUGGCCAUCCUGCCCUACUACAUCUCCCUGAUCGUGGAUGAGACCGACCCACUGAAGGAGGAACUGGGCACGGCCGGCAGCGGAGGAGGGGGCCGAGGGUACCUGGACAAGCUCAGCCUGAUCCUGCGGGUGCUGCGGGCUUUGCGAAUCCUGUACGUGAUGCGGCUGGCGCGCCACUCCCUGGGUCUGCAGACGCUGGGGCUGACGGUGCAGCGCAGCACGCGGGAGUUCGGCUUGCUGCUGUGCUUCCUGUGCGUGGCCGUGGCCCUCUUCUCGCCACUGGUGCACCUGGCCGAGAGCGAGCUGGGCACGGAGCCCGACACCUCCACGGCGGGCAUGGGCGCCCAGGGGUUCACCAGCAUACCCGCCACCUACUGGUGGGCCAUCAUCUCCAUGACAACUGUAGGCUACGGCGACAUGGUGCCCAACAGCCUCCCGGGCCAGGUGGUGGCCUUCAGCAGCAUCCUGAGCGGCAUCCUCAUCAUGGCCUUCCCCGCCACCUCCAUCUUCCACCGCUUCUCGCGCUCCUACCAGGAGCUGAAGCUGGAGCACGAGAUGAUGUUCAAGGCCGAGCAGAAGGAGGAGCGUCUGGCCAGCCUGGCCGCCCUGACCUUCGAGGACACCCUGCGGGACCAGCAGCGCUUCCAGGUGGCCCCCUUCCCCGACUGGGUGUGGGAGGAGAAUGGCGUGGGGGGCCACCGGGAGAACGGGAACGGGCAGUGCGACCAAUGUGACUAUCAGCCCCUCACACAACAUGGCCACUGAGGUGGCAGCGCAGCGGGCUGGGAAGGCAACAAGGGGAGACAAACGGGACAAACGGGUCAGCUGACCCAGGCCCAGGGAGAGAGAGGGCCCAGAAUACUACAGGGUAACUAUUUCAUGUAUUGAGUGGGUGGCCCCUCAGAUGACCUUUUCCUGGGCCUGGCCAAAGCUGUCAGUGGCUCUGGCAGGCAAUGUGCACUGCUCACUCUUUGAAGACUGCUUAAAAGGUGUCGUGUCCAGUCA
Engraulis encrasicolus (European anchovy) is the source of this 2382-nucleotide messenger RNA. RefSeq names its product potassium voltage-gated channel, subfamily G, member 4b (gene kcng4b). The record is from RefSeq and is a predicted model, not a curated record. Gene Ontology annotation, molecular function: delayed rectifier potassium channel activity. Gene Ontology annotation, cellular component: membrane; voltage-gated potassium channel complex. The transcript is spliced from 5 exons. NCBI's taxonomy places the organism in Eukaryota, Metazoa, Chordata, Actinopteri, Clupeiformes, Engraulidae. Gene Ontology annotation, biological process: potassium ion transmembrane transport; protein homooligomerization. The coding region runs from base 469 to 2142 and encodes 557 amino acids.